AUGAAGCUCAAUCUUCUGAUUUUCUGCCUGAUAUCAGGCUUGACUCCGAUCUUCGGCGCUCCGGAAAUGGAGAAAAAGGCUGCUGCCAAUUCCCUAGAUACUUCCCCCGCCGCCAAGAGUAAUGGUGAUGUCCUAGCAGAUGGUAUGACUAAUUUUUUGUCUCUAAACUUCCCACCAUGUCUGGUUUCAAUAUUUGUGGAAAUCCCAGAGCUGAUGGAAACCUCUCCUCUUUCGGAAAUUGGUAGCUUGCUAUUACUGCGCAGGGGUAUGCAGCGGCUAUUACUGCUGCGACCCACGCCCCAACUGCUUCUAUGCUUCAGGCGGUUGUUGGUGUUCCGCCUAAUCGGGAAGCUCUCUCGAUGGCCACUGAGGCGCACCAGCACCACAGUCUGGAAAGGAUUCUGCGGCUUGUAA
Messenger RNA from Histoplasma capsulatum G186AR, 414 nucleotides. RefSeq lists its product as uncharacterized. Lineage: Eukaryota; Fungi; Ascomycota; Eurotiomycetes; Onygenales; Ajellomycetaceae. The record is from RefSeq and is a predicted model, not a curated record. The transcript is spliced from 2 exons. Bases 1 to 414 code for a protein of 137 amino acids.